This is a messenger RNA of Colius striatus (speckled mousebird), 3946 nucleotides long. RefSeq names its product VANGL planar cell polarity protein 2 (gene VANGL2). Lineage: Eukaryota; Metazoa; Chordata; Aves; Coliiformes; Coliidae. The record is from RefSeq and is a predicted model, not a curated record. Gene Ontology annotation, cellular component: plasma membrane. Bases 543 to 2108 code for a protein of 521 amino acids. The transcript has 10 exons. Gene Ontology annotation, biological process: Wnt signaling pathway, planar cell polarity pathway; establishment of planar polarity; multicellular organism development.
CAGCAGCAGCAGCAGCCCCGGGAUUUCGGUGCGGGGGGGCGGGACGCGCACAAAGGUGGCGGCCGCGAUGCACAGAGCUUCCCCACUGCCUCCAGCCCCUGUGAGCAACAGCGACGAGGGUGGGCACCUACGGGGUGGGCAUGUAUGGGCUCAACCACAGAGCCCUGAGGUACCUGCCCACCCUGUGAGCAGUCCCCCCAUGCCCAGCUCCCCCCCAGCCCCCACCAGCUGGAUGCCAUCCCCACUGCAGGCUCAGGAUGCCCCAAGUGCCUCGGUGACCACGGGCUCAGGGGCCAGCACUUGCCCACAACCAGCUCACCCUGAGCUCCUGCGGCACCUCACCGGCUCACGAGCCCUUUUCUCCUGAGAAGAGCCCAACGAAGGUGAUCAAAAUAGAGUCCCUCAAGGUGACAGUCGACUUCUUGAAGGUGCCCUUGGGCCUGAAGAAGCCCCCUCUGAAGGAGGCCCUGGCCUCUAUCCCAGGGCCAGGGAGAGCCAAGGCUUUGGGCGCCGAGCGGCACAAGCCCCGGCGCUCUGACACCAUGGACAAUGAGUCCCAGUACUCGGGUUAUUCCUACAAAUCUGGGCACUCCCGAAGCUCCAGGAAGCACAGGGACCGGCGGGACCGGCAUCGCUCCAAGAGCCGCGAAGGGAGCCGUGGGGACAAGUCAGUGACCAUCCAAGCACCUGGAGAGCCCUUGUUGGACAAUGAGUCCACUCGAGGGGAUGAGAGGGAUGACAACUGGGGUGAAACCACCACGGUGGUGACUGGGACAUCAGAGCACAGCAUCUCCCACGAUGACAUCAGCAGGAUCACCAAGGACAUGGAGGACAGUGCCCACCUGGACUGCUCCCGGCAUUUGGGCGUCUCGCUGGCGGGAGCCCUGGCUCUCCUCGCCUUCCUCACCCCUCUCACCUUCAUGCUCCUGCCUCAGCUCCUUUGGAGAGAGGAAUUAGAACCUUGUGGGACUCCCUGUGAGGGGCUUUUCAUCUCAGUGGCCUUUAAGCUCCUCAUCCUCCUGCUGGGCAGCUGGGCUUUGUUCUUCAGGCGCCCCAAAGCUUUCUUCCCUCGGAUCUUCGUCUUCAGGGCUUUGCUCAUGGUGCUCGUUUUCCUCCUUGUUGUCUCUUAUUGGCUUUUCUAUGGGGUGAGGAUCUUGGAUUCCAGAGACAGGAACUACCAGGGGGUGGUUCAAUACUCUGUCUCGCUAGUGGAUGCUCUGCUCUUCGUUCAUUACCUUGCUGUGGUGUUACUGGAGCUGAGGCAGCUCCAGCCCCAGUUCACCCUCAAAGCCGUUCGCUCGGCCGAUGGCACCAGCCGCUUCUACAAUGUUGGGCAUCUCAGCAUCCAACGAGCAGCUGUCUGGAUCCUGGAGAACUAUUACCACGAUUUCCCAGUCUACAACCCUGCCCUCCUCAACCUGCCAAAAUCCGUCCUGUCCAAGAAAAUGUCGGGCUUUAAAGUCUAUUCCCUUGGAGAGGAAAACACAACCAACAACUCCACCAGCCAGUCCAGGGCUGUGAUUGCAGCAGCUGCCAGGAGGAGGGACAACAGCCACAAUGAGUAUUACUACGAGGAGGCAGAACACGAGCGCAGGGUGCGGAAACGCCGCGCCAGGCUGGUGGUGGCAGUGGAAGAAGCCUUCACUCACAUCAAACGGCUACAAGAGGAGGAUCAGAAGAACCCCAGGGAGAUCAUGGACCCUCGGGAGGCAGCUCAGGCCAUCUUUGCCUCCAUGGCCAGGGCCAUGCAGAAAUACCUUCGUACCACCAAGCAACAGCCCUACCACACCAUGGAGAGCAUCCUGCAGCACCUCGAGUUCUGCAUCACCCACGACAUGACUCCCAAGGCUUUCCUUGAGCGGUACCUGACUGCUGGACCCACCAUCCAGUACCACAAGGACCGUUGGCUGGCCAAGCAAUGGACACUGGUGAGUGAGGAGCCUGUGACCAACGGCCUCAAAGAUGGGCUUGUGUUUGUGCUGAAGCGCCAGGACUUCAGCCUCGUGGUGAGCACCAAGAAGAUCCCGUUCUUCAAGCUCUCCGAGGAGUUUGUGGACCCCAAGUCGCACAAGUUCGUCAUGAGGCUGCAGUCAGAGACCUCAGUGUGAGGUGAAGAGGGUUUGGAGAGGGGGGGGGAAAGGAGGGGAAGAGCUUCUCCCACACCUCUCUGCCUCAUCCUCCCUGUCUCCACUGGGGUUCAGGGAGGCCACAGCUCCAGGGCAGAACUGCAGCAGGCGCCGGGAAGCAGCGUCAGACCCUGGCUCCAUCAGCUCCCACUGGCCUUCUGCCUUGGCUUAGCCCUCAUUGAGGUGGGCUUCUUCCUCCUCCUCCUUCUCCCUGAAACCCAGGUCCUUGUAGCAUCCCCCCAGAAGGUGCAGCCAGCAGAGGACAGUGGCCCAGCCGGGAAGGAGUCGGUGUUUCAGUGCCAUAACUCAAGGGCUAACGUGUUCUUCACCAGCACCAUCGGGUCCCAAGGACCUUCUGCCUCUUUUUGUACCUGGCAACUAUCCUGGCCCUGGCCUUAAACCACUGCCCAGCAUCUAGGGGCUGGUUUUUAAUCCUACAGACUUCUUUUUGGGAUGGGGGGGGGGGAUAUGUCUUUUCCAAACACCUCUGUGGCUGCUAUGAAAACCUCCCCUAGCAUCCAAGACACGAGCUGGGAUGCUCCUGGCUGCAGGAACAUCCUCCUUCCCUCUCUGCUGGUGGUUUCCACCCUCAGCUCUUAACAAAACAAGUGAAAAUCUGCCUUGGAAGACAAGCAGAAUGGGUUUUGGUUUGGUUGAAGUAGUUUCCCUGCUCCUCAGGUGACCCCAUCAGGUCUCAGGCAGCAUCUCCAGGGGGUUUCCCCCCCCUACACUGGUUGGAGCUUGUGGUUGCAGGAAGAGCAGCUGCAAAUGUCUCUUUGGGGCGCAAUCCUUGACCCCAGCGGCAACAGGGGUGAAUGAAACAAGGCUGAGUGAGGUCCUUAAUUCAUGUCUCAUGGUGGUUCCCCUGUGCUUUCACCAUCAGGGACACAAAAGCUCUUUUUUUGCCUUCCUUUGGUUUCAUUUAAGGUCACAAAUACCUCAUGGACAGAUUUCUGCUCGUUCUUCUUGAAGUUGUUUGUUGUUUCCCCUCUGGAUCCUGUUGUCCAGCUAUGCCAGGUUGGGGAGGGGUCUCAAAGAGGAUGGGGGUGGUGAUUACUGAGGGAAGGGGGUUGGUUCAGUCAUAGAGCUGCCAAAUUCCAUCCCAGGGAAGCUGGAGGUGGUUUGGAUUUGAUUUGGGUUCAUUUUGGCCUAAGCACUAAUGAGGUUGGAGGGUUUGUUUUAGGGAGAGGGCAAUGAUGCCACAUGUACCACCCCAAAGGAGCUGCUGAGAGCUUCCCCAGUAAGUACCAGUAAGAUUCUGGAGGGUUCCAUCCUCAUCCAGGCACCAACUGGGGGAUGGCUUCCCUGAUUUCCAAGGAAGUCCCUAUUUGGGGGGAGUUUUUAACCCCUCCCUGCUGCUCCCCUCAUCUUCCAACCUCUCCAGGCUGAAAGACCCCCCCAUCCCCAACACCCCAACCAGUGCUGCUGCCCUGGGGAACCCAUUUUGGGGUGUUUUACUGCAAAAAACCUCCCACCCAGUGAGCUCAGCCAGGGAGGGGGGAGUUUCCACUUGGAAUUGAAGAAGAAUAAACCCUUUUUGGGUUGUUUUUGAGGGGUUUGUUGAGGGUUUGGGGAAUGGUUUUGUUUUCCCUGCAGAGCCAAAACCUUGUGCAUGCCUGUAGAAAGUUGUAAAGUGUAAAAUUGGGUUUUAAUAUAUAAGAAAAAAGCUCCUUUUUGGACAGUUUGCAGUGGAUUGAAGCAUUAAGGCAGUGGUAGGAAGUUUGGUUGUUUUUUGUUGGUUUUUCUUGUUUUUUCAUAGAAGAACUAAAAUUGUACAAAUUUUUUUUAUAUAUAUAUAAAAUAAACCCUUUUGGACUUUU